Molecule: messenger RNA, 1513 nt
Organism: Tripterygium wilfordii
Lineage: Eukaryota; Viridiplantae; Streptophyta; Magnoliopsida; Celastrales; Celastraceae
Product: tubby-like protein 8
Exons: 9
Coding region: 120-1337 (405 amino acids)
Source: RefSeq, a predicted model, not a curated record
CCCUAUGCCAUUUCAAAUUCAAAACACAAAAUCUCAGUGUCUGUGCCUGAAAAUGAAAUUACUAUAACAAAGCCCAACACUCACCAAGUAAUCUCUCUGUCUCAUCAUUUUAUCAGAAAAUGACCAGUUCCAAGAACUCAUCACCCCAGAAUCAGUCUUACCACAACUCCCUCCAUGUCAACGACCCCAAAAACAGCCCCAGCUGCAGGGACAAGCCCAUCUCUGACAACAAAGAGAAUGUCAUCUUUGGUGGUGAUGACAACAAAGAGAACAUUGAAGCACCCACAAACGGUUGUAAACGGACUCCUCUGGUCCAGAAAUCUUUAUCCACUAAUGGGUCUUUUACUUUGGCCAGAGAGCCUUCCAAUUUCAAAUCUUUGUCGACUGGCAGAGUCUUGAAGCCUUCUUCCCUUCAGCUCUGUAUGCAAAUGAAUGAGCCUGAUAAGGAGGCUUUUGGGUCCAAAAUCUGGGACCCCGUAGAGUCGGAGAACUCUACUUCUUUGAAAAUUUGGGAUUAUUCCGAUUCCGAGGCUGCUCCAGCUUCUUCUUGGUCAACACUGCCUAAUAGGGCUUUGUUGUGUAGGACAUUACCAGUGGACAUUGGGAGAUGUACAUGCCUUAUUGUGAAGGAGGCAUCGCCUAAAGGGUUAGAUGGGAGUACUCUUUAUUCACUUUACACAAAUGAAGGUCAAGGACGACAGGAUCGGAAACUAGCUGUAGCCUUUCACAAGCGGCGUAAUGGGAAGUCGGAAUAUGUUAUAGCUCAGAAUGCAAAGGGAAUAUAUUCAAGUUCAGAUGAUAGUUAUAUGGGGAAUGUAACCUCAAACCUUGUGGGCUCAAAGUACUAUAUAUGGGAUCAGGGAAGCCGUGAAAAUUCCCCAAUGAAACAGUCUAAUCCACUAGCUGUUGUAAAGUUCAUGCCAACGAUAGCUACCUGGACUGGAAGUCACAGAAACAUGACAGUGUAUGUACCUAAGCAGCAAUCAAUGCAACUAAAGAAUGCAACUCAGACGCAACACGUUGGCAGACUGCCUGAGGACUGGCAGAGCAGAGUGGAAAGAGUGCAUAAGCUGUUUUCAAGAAUACCGCAAUACAAUAGUGGUUCUAAACAAUAUGAGUUGGACUUCAGAGAUAGAGGAAGAGCUGGACUUAGAGUCCAAAGAUCAGUUAAAAAUUUCCAGUUGACAUUGGAGGAGAAUGGAAAGCAGACAAUUCUGCAGCUCGGAAGGGUUGACAAAACCAAGUUUGUGAUGGAUUUCAGAUAUCCUUUAACAGGUUACCAAGCAUUUUGCAUAUGUUUAGCUUCGAUCGAUUCAAAGCUUUGCUGCACACUAUAACUAUAAGCUACCUAGAUCCAACUGCAGUUUCAACCUUAAGUUGCUAAGUUCUGUUCUUGCAUGUGCUUACGGCCCCUCAGCUGAAGUACAGAGGUACCAUUUUUGUAUCAAUGCAAGCUCUGUAAUCAAAAUGUAAUGCACUGGAGGUACUGGCUUGCACCUCUACCACUAGAUAU